AUGGCCAUGUGUGCAAAUCCGAAGUGUGUCCUCCUUCCAAAGCUGCUCCUACUGAAGACGUUGCUCCUGUUUUGUGACGUUUGGGACUCCAGAGCCGAUGACCACAGCCAAUGGGCUCUUGAUAUCAUGAGAGAAUCCCCCUUAAUUGAUGGACACAAUGGUCUGCCACUGAAGCUGAGAUGGUUCUAUCAAAACAAAAUGAGUAAAUUUAAUUUAAAGACUCUUGACACCACACUUACCAACAUUAAGAAGCUCCAGGAUGGCCAUGUCGGUGCUCAGUUUUGGACUGUGGAAUUCUACUGUGAGUCUCAGGACAAAGAUAUAGUGCGUUUAACUCUGGAACAGAUUGACCUUGUGAAGCGGAUGUGCAAAAGAUACGAUGAACUGGAAUUGGUGACAUCUUCGGAAGGCCUAGCCAACAGUAAAAAGAUAGCAUGUUUAAUUGGCAUUGAUGGUGGUCACUCUAUCGACAGCAGUCUUGCAACUUUGCGGAUGUAUUACGAUCUAGGCGUCCGGUAUUUGACGCUAACACCAUACUGCAACAUUCCUUGGGCAGAAUCAUCUGUGCCGGAGCAAGCUACUUUCUAUCGCCACGUUAACGGAUUGAAAGCAUUUGGUAAAGAAGUGGUGAAGGAAAUGAAUCGACUGGGGAUGAUAAUAGACUUAUCCCAUACCUCCGAAGCAACUGCAAUGAGUGUCCUCGCUAUCUCCAAAGCACCGGUCAUUUUCAGCCACUCAACGACAGCCGCAUUCUGCCAAAACCCAAACAACAUCCCUGAUGAUAUUUUGCAACUUCUGAAGGAAAACAAGGGAAUUGUGAUGAUUUCCUUCAACAUCAAGUUCUUGGCCUGUGGCAGAGUUUCGGCUGGCGUUUCAGUUGUAGCAGAUCACUAUGACUACAUCAAGAAGAAAAUAGGCUCAGAACAUUUAGGAAUUGGCGCAGACUAUGACGGAAUCAAUAUACACCCCGUGGGCCUGGAAGACGUUUCCAAAUAUCCAGCCUUGAUCAAUGAGCUCCUGAAGCGAGGAUGGAGUGAGAAAGAACUGAAGGGCAUUUUGAGGGAGAAUUUCCUCCGUGUUUUCCGGGAAGUGGAAAAAGUGCGGGAUGCAAGUAUUUCCAUAAAACCAAAUGAAGAAGAAAUCCCGCCAGAGAUGAUAAAAAAUUCUUGCCGCCUAGAGCUGAAGCCCCCUUCGGGAGGUGCUAUUUGAGGCCACCAUCUUCACUGGAACAGCCAAAAGGAUGAAUGUUUUAUUAUUGCUGUGUACCCAUGGACAUCACAUUGAGCAAAGAGAACCACAAUAGCAAAAAUAAAUCUACUGGCA
Sceloporus undulatus (fence lizard) is the source of this 1323-nucleotide messenger RNA. Its product is annotated as dipeptidase 2-like. Gene Ontology annotation, biological process: proteolysis. Bases 1 to 1209 code for a protein of 402 amino acids. The transcript has 10 exons. NCBI's taxonomy places the organism in Eukaryota, Metazoa, Chordata, Lepidosauria, Squamata, Phrynosomatidae. The record is from RefSeq and is a predicted model, not a curated record. Gene Ontology annotation, molecular function: metallodipeptidase activity.